Messenger RNA from Prosopis cineraria, 709 nucleotides. RefSeq lists its product as uncharacterized. The record is from RefSeq and is a predicted model, not a curated record. Bases 142 to 507 code for a protein of 121 amino acids. The transcript is spliced from 3 exons. Lineage: Eukaryota; Viridiplantae; Streptophyta; Magnoliopsida; Fabales; Fabaceae.
GGUUUGAGUUGCAGGGUGUUUCAAUUAAUGGGAGUGUUUUCAAGUUUUUUUCCUUUUGUGGGGUAAUAGAGGGCACUUGUCCAGCAGCCUCAUCCUCAUUAUCCAUUAGCGAGAACUGGUGGCUGCAGCAAAAGGGAGAAGAUGAGUAUAGGGCAAAACACACUGAUGGCACAAACAGUGACAGUGAACAAGUUUGCUUCUUCCAAUUUGCAGGCUGUUCCUCACACAACAAAGCCUCCCAAUCCCAACCUCUCUAGAAGAGCCCUGCUCUUAUCCUCCCUCGUCGCCACUUCCCUCCCUGACUCCAGAACUCUCCUUCUCCAAAAGUACCUCAAGAAAUCAGAGGAAAACAGAGAGAAAAAUGACAAAGAGAGGUUGGAGAGUUAUUACAAGCGUAACUACAAGGAUUACUUUGAACUGGUGGAAGGAUCUCUGAGGGCAAAGCAGCAAGACAAGCUUUCUGAUACAGAGAAAGGCAUCCUCGAUUGGCUUAAAUCUAACAAAUGAAACCCCCCUUUUCUGUUUCAUUCAUCUGUAGCCUCAUUACUUUCAAAUUUUUACAUUUUUGGACUCAUUUAGUAAUCUAGAUAUAACUUAGGCCGGUAGAUUAUAAUAAUUUCCUGUUUCUUUCUCUCCUGAACCCCAGCAAAACUUUUGGGGGCUUCGAUCAUGCUUUUUAUUUUUAUUUUAAAUACAUUGAGUUGAUGUA